This is a messenger RNA of Volvox carteri f. nagariensis, 573 nucleotides long. RefSeq lists its product as uncharacterized. Lineage: Eukaryota; Viridiplantae; Chlorophyta; Chlorophyceae; Chlamydomonadales; Volvocaceae. The transcript has 3 exons. The annotation marks the transcript as partial. The record is from RefSeq and is a predicted model, not a curated record.
CAGGGCCGGUAUGUGCACAACAAGAAGAACGGCGAGGGCGUGUACCACUUCAUCAACGCGGACGUUUACGAAGGGGAGUUCCGAGACGACCGGAUGGACGGAUGUGGUGUGUACACGUUUAGCCACGAGGGGCGUUACGAGGGGCAGUGGCGCAACGCCGUAUAUAAUGGCACGGGCGCUGAGACCUUUGCCAAGGGCUCCACCUACCAUGGCGAAUACAUGGGUGGGUUGCGCAACGGCUGGGGCGUGUGCCGCUUCUACAACGGCGAUUACUACGAGGGCCAGUGGGUGAAGGGCCUUCGGGACGGCAGCGGCAUGCAGCAGUGUACGGACGACAGCAACUUCGUGGGCGACUACCAGCGCGGCAAGCGCCAUGGGCAUGGCGUGUACUCCUUCCCUAACGGCGACCGUUACGAGGGGCAGUAUUUUGAGGACCUGCCUCACGGCUUCGGUACCUACCAUUUCGCCAGCGGGCAAUGCUAUCAGGGCCAGUGGCAGCAGGGCAAGAAACAUGGGUGGAGCGUGUACACGGUCGAUAACGGUGCGUGUCAUGCGUGCAGCAUUGCUGUGUGA